Molecule: messenger RNA, 3541 nt
Organism: Folsomia candida
Lineage: Eukaryota; Metazoa; Arthropoda; Collembola; Entomobryomorpha; Isotomidae
Product: protein HID1
Exons: 22
Coding region: 600-3308 (902 amino acids)
Cellular component (GO): Golgi medial cisterna; Golgi trans cisterna; membrane
Source: RefSeq, a predicted model, not a curated record
AAUAUGUUGGUAUUUGUUCUUCCACCACUAUUGAUGCAUUACACAUAUUGUCCCCUUCCUUGCGACCACAUUUACAUAUUAAUACGCAUUAAGAGAAGAGUUAAAUAAAAUAAGCCACACCACGGAUUAACACAAACCGCAGGAUUUGAGUAGCUUACUUAUUUAGUUGUCGUAUGGUAACGUUGUCAUUAUUGUUGCUCGCAUUCGCCACUAACUAUAAUUGAACUCCGUCCAGCUACAUUUUGACACGUCUCAAACAUAUUGCUCGUUUUUUCUUGUAAAAUUUCACUCUUCCAUUCUCUUCCUGACGAUUUUUUUUCUCUGCAGUUAGCCCCUGGGACUCCCGGACUAUAGUAACAUUGAUAACUGAUAACAAACAUUCUCUGAUUAUUAUUAGUAAUAAUAAUUAUUAUUAAUAAGCUAGAAAUCAAUUUAGUUGAGAAUACAUUAUAAAAAAUAAUAUAAAAUUGUUUAAACGUUUCAUGAAUAGUUUUCAAUUUUUCAUGCAAAGUAUACAUAAAAAUCAAACAUAUUUAUACACAUGCGAUCUGUGAAAUAACUACCUGCAAGCACAAGUCUCCAAGAAAAGACAACCCAUCAUGGGGAAUGCGGACACCAAGCUUUAUUUCAGAAAAGCAUUUGUGGAGUUGGCUACGAAAACCAGGCCAGUGGAUCCAAAUGAUGAUGAUUUUUGGGACAAAUUCUGGUCGGACUCGGUAGCAGGUCCCCACGACGUAUUUACACUUAUCCCUGGCAAUGAAAUUCGACAAUUACGAGAUGAGUCUCCGAAUAACUUGGCCACGCUGUGCUACAAAGCCGUAGAAAAAUUAGUCAAAGCCGUGGAUACAAGUUGUAGGACGCAGCAAGAUCAGCAAACAGCUCUCAACUGUAUUCGUCUCCUGACCCACAUAAUUCCGUACAUGUUUGAAGAUCCAGACUGGCGAUCCUUCUUUUGGUCAAGCCUACCCAGUGAUCAGCCCCGCGAUGAUGACGAUACAAUGCCACUUGCCAAGGCACUUAUCAGCGCUCUUUGCGACUUGCUGUUUUGUCCUGAUUUUACAGUAUCGGCAAACAAGAAGACUGGUCCGGAUCGAGCUGAAGAUUUGCAAUCAGUUGAUAGCUGCGAGUACAUAUGGGAAGCAGGUGUCGGGUUCGCCAAUCAUCCAAAUCAUGUCCCUCAACACGACAGCUCGAGAACAGAAAUUUUGAAAUUACUCCUGACUUGCUUCAGUGAGACGAUUUACAUCCAACCUGUGGGAGAUGCCCUCGUCCCGAACAGAUGGAUAGAGUUUUUCUCGUCUGGAGACAAUCGACAUGCUCUUCCCUUAUUCACCUCUUUGCUUAAUGUUGUGGCUUCAUAUGACCCCAUCGGAAUUGGAAUGCCUUAUAAUCAUCUCAUUUUUGCAGAUAGUCGAGAGCCCUUGGUGGAAGCAGCAUUGCAAGUCCUCAUCGUAGUUUUGGAUCAUGACAGUAACAAUUCGUGUGAGGAAGAUACUGCACCCAAUAUGGACAAUCUAUUCAUCAACUAUAUCUCAAGAAUUCACCGAGAGGAGGAUUUUUAUUUCAUUCUUAAAGGCUUCACACGCCUUCUAAACAAUCCUUUGACACAGACAUAUCUUCCAAACUCUACAAAAAAGAUUCAGUUUCACCAAGAGCUGCUCGUUGCGUUUUGGAAGUUCUGCGACUUCAACAAGAAAUUCCUGUACUUUGUUUUGAAGAGCAGUGAGACAUUGCAGAUUUUGGUGCCGAUUCUUUUUUUCUUGAACGAGGCGAGAGCUGACCAAUCCCGAGUUGGUCUGAUGCACAUUGGUGUAUUUAUUCUACUACUGUUGAGUGGGGAAAGGAAUUUUGGAGUUCGUCUCAAUAAACCCUACACGACCACCGUACCAAUUGAUAUACCCGUUUUCUCCGGAACUCAUGCCGACCUUCUCGUCAUUGUGUUCCACAAAAUUAUCACCACCGGUCAUCAACGCUUGCAACCAUUAUUUGAUUGCCUUUUGACCAUUUUGGUCAAUGUAUCACCUUACCUGAAAACGCUGUCAAUGGUUUCUGCCACCAAGCUGCUCCACUUUCUUGAAGCGUUUAGUACACCGUGGUUUUUGUUUUCAUCUCCCAACAACCAUCAUCUCGUUUUCUUCUUAUUGGAAAUAUUCAACAACAUUAUUCAGUACCAAUUCGAUGGAAAUUCCAACCUGAUUUACACAAUUAUUCGCAAACGUCACGUGUUUCAUGCACUUGCGAGUCUUGCCACAGACUCGAGCAGUAUAAAUAGAUCGUUAAUGAAGAAGUCGCCCUUGAUAAAGCGACCUUCGAAAGGCAAGUUUGACCUAAUUAAAGACAAAAGUAGUUCUCCGACCAUCAACCCAUCGGCAUCAUCUUCAUUGCCGGCGAUAAAAAAGGAGAGAAAGCCGUCAUUAGCAGAGAGCACGACUUCACAAUCCAGUCAGUUGGAAUCGCCCUCCAUGGAAGGCUCUCAACCUGCUUUACCCGCAGAACCUGGGACGCUCAAAGUUAGUUUGGCGACGAUCCCGGGCAUAGAAAAAAUGACUGAGCGAGAAUCUGCACAUCCAUCCCCACAACAAUUGAGUCAAUUGUAUAUUUCUUCCCGAGGAAAUGGUAACGGGAUGAGCACCCCGACGUCAACGCUGGAGGACAAUCUUAUCAUUACGGAUGAUGACGAUGGGCAUGAGGCGAUGACCUUUCAUAACAAUGAGACAUCCGGCACGACGGUGACAAACGUCAGCAAAGACGAGGAUAUAUCUAAUAGUGGAAUUAGCUUAUCUAACAAAAGUCAGCCUGACGAAACCGAAAGUUCCUCUUCGACAAUGUCUCGAUCUAAAAGUAUGCCACUUUCUCAAACGUCGUCUCCCAAUGCGAAACACAGGUCUUCCGUUGCAUCUUCGUCUCGGGGAAGCAACCAUAGUCAAAUGCAGCGAUCCUUCUCAGUUUUAUCGGCUGGGAGUGAAAGUAAGUGGAUUCCGAGUCAGGAUUGGGUGCAGGGUUGGAAAACUAAACUUCCUUUACAAACUGUAAUGCGAUUGUUGCAAGUGUUGGUUCCGCAAGUUGAGAAGAUCUGCAUCGACAAAGGUAUCACGGAUGAAAGUGAGAUUCUCAAGUUUCUGCAACACGGGACUCUUGUGGGAUUGCUACCUGUGCCGCAUCCAAUCCUCAUCAGAAAAUACCAAGCUAACAGUGGAACUACGAUGUGGUUCCGGACCUAUUUGUGGGGUGUAAUAUUUUUAAGGAAUAUCGAUCCUCCUAUUUGGUACGACACCGAAGUCAAGCUAUUUGAAAUUCAAAAAGUCUAACUACUGAUUUCUAAAUGAUAAAUAUCCUCAAAAUAUUCUUCACCCAUUCAUUCCAUACUUUUGACUGAAACAUAUUAUGAUACCUCUUUUGCCAUUACUAUAUAUGCAAUUAUUGUACAUUGUAUUUUAUAUCGAAAACGCAUGCAGUUGUCGAUAGUUGUGUAAGAGGAUGAUCAUGUCUGGCGUGGCACAGUUUAAUCCAUUCAAUAAAUUGUUAAGUGGUGGAAAAUUGA